AUGGAGCCCGAAAAGCAUAGGAGUUCCGACACAAAUUCAGGCCAAGAAAGUGAUCAUCGGAAGGAGAAAAUCAACGACGAUGAUAACUCAGGUGUUGAGAGAUCAUACGAGUGCAAUUUCUGCAAGCGCGGCUUCACGAACGCGCAAGCUUUAGGAGGGCACAUGAAUAUACACAGGAAAGAUAAAGGCAAAGCGAAGCCGAAAAAACAGGAGGGAUCUUCAAUUCAGAAUAAAUAUAACAAUGAAGAUUUCUUAGAUUCAAGAUUUUUCCCUCCAGUUCCAUCCAGCGAUAGAAAUAAUUUUACGGCUGUGAGGAACUAUCAAGUCUACUUGCCAUCAUCAAACUCUACUUUGUCGUCACGUGAUGAUCUUCAUCAGAACAAUUUGCCACAGGAAAAUAUUAUAUUUUUCGACGAUCAUAAGGAUGAAAACUUCAGUCUGAGGAUCGGUCCCCCACCUCGUAGAGAUGGAAAGAACGAAAACGUAAUCGCGAAGGAAAAUGAAAUAGAUUUGGAGCUUCGACUUGGCCACGGGCACGAUCCAUAA
Fraxinus pennsylvanica is the source of this 546-nucleotide messenger RNA. Lineage: Eukaryota; Viridiplantae; Streptophyta; Magnoliopsida; Lamiales; Oleaceae. The record is from the annotation of a GenBank genome assembly.